Punica granatum (pomegranate) is the source of this 1332-nucleotide messenger RNA. Lineage: Eukaryota; Viridiplantae; Streptophyta; Magnoliopsida; Myrtales; Lythraceae. The record is from RefSeq and is a predicted model, not a curated record.
GAAUUGCAAAAAAAGGUGCGAACUCGUGUAAGUGCUGAGUACUGGCUUCGGGUGAACUGUGCUUAUCCCGAUAAGCAGUUGUUUGACUGGGGAAUGAUGCGAUUGCAUCGGGCCCAAUAUGGGAUUGGAGAUGCUUUUGCUACAGAAGCUGAUGAUCACUUCAGCAAGAAACGAGAUGCUGAGAGGCUUUCAAGGCUAGAGGAGGAGGAAAAGAAUCUCAUAGAAACCAGGAAACGGAAAUUCUUUGCAGAAAUUCUGAAUGCCUUCCGUGAAUUUCAUCUGCAAAAUCAAGCUACUCUGAAACGCCAAAAGCAGAGAAAUGAUGGGGUCCAGGCAUGGCAUGCAAGGCAAAGGCAACGAGCCACACGGGCUGAGAAGUUGAGGUUCCAAGCCCUUAAAGCUGAUGAUCAGGAAGCAUACAUGCGAAUGGUGAAAGAGAGCAAGAAUGAGAGAUUAACUAUGCUUCUUGAAGAAACAAACAAGCUCCUCGUUAACUUAGGAGCUGCUGUUCAACGUCAAAAGGAUGCUGGAUAUUCUGAUGCCAUUGAGCAUCUGAAAGAUUCAGAAACAGAAUUAGAUGCCUCAAGUAGUGGAACCCCUGGGGAAUAUUUGCCUGAAGAAGAUGCAGAUAUUACUGAUUCAGAUCGCAAUGAUGACUCAAGUGAUCUGUUGGAAGGUCAAAGGCAGUACAACUCCGCUAUUCAUGCAAUUCAAGAGAAGGUAACAGAGCAACCCUCCACUCUUCAAGGUGGAGAGUUAAGAACUUACCAAUUAGACGGUCUUCAAUGGAUGGUCUCUUUGUUCAAUAACAACCUAAAUGGAAUUCUAGCUGAUGAGAUGGGGUUGGGGAAAACAAUACAAACCAUUUCACUGGUCGCUUAUCUCUUGGAAAAUAAGGGUGUGACUGGACCUCAUCUGAUAAUAGCUCCAAAGGCCGUGCUGCCAAAUUGGAUGAAUGAAUUCACGACUUGGGCUCCUAGUAUUGGAGCAGUACUUUAUGAUGGACGUCUAGAUGAGAGGAAGGUAUUGAGGGAGCGGCUAUCUGUGAAUGGAUUCAAUGUUCUGAUCACUCAUUACAAUCUUAUCAUGAAAGACAAAACAUUCUUGAAGAAAAUUCAGUGGCAUUAUAUGAUUAUCGAUGAAGGGCAUCGGCUAAAGAGCAGUACGUGCUCUCUUGUGCAGACUCUUAACGCCGGGUAUGAUGCUUCUGUGAAUAACUGUACCCUGUACUGCAGAACUAAAUUUCAUGCUAAUCUGACUGAUCUGAUUGCUAUAUCUGAUAGUACUGACUUCAUUGAUGCAGCUAUAACUGUCAACGGAGACUUCUUUUAA